Molecule: messenger RNA, 1505 nt
Organism: Coregonus sp. 'balchen'
Lineage: Eukaryota; Metazoa; Chordata; Actinopteri; Salmoniformes; Salmonidae
Source: the annotation of a GenBank genome assembly
AUGAGAUACUUUCUGUCCUCAGGAGUCUGCUGCACAGCCACACUCAGCCGUCUCAGACAGUUCCACAUCAGUGAGAAUAUAUUAAAUUGGACAGAGGCACGGGACUACUGCCAGAAUCACAGUGCUGAUAUUGCCACUGUCUACAAUCAAGAGGAAUCUGAGCAGCUGAUACAGUUAAUUAAAUCUAAAGAGAGCUGUAGAGCUUGGAUAGGUCUGCGUCGCACAAUACCAAGUCUGAAGUGGUCUAAUGGAGACACUGUUAAUGUCACCGCAUGGUCUCUCAGUAACUACACAGAGCCAAACUGUGCAGCAUUCAUCACUGAUAAACUAUGGGAUCUAUGUAGUCAGAAUUCUUUUUUCAUGUGUUACAAAAAAGGUAAUUCAUUGCAAUUGUUGGUCAAUUGUUAUUAUUAUUAUGAUUAUUAUUUUUGUUGUUGUACUAAAUUGUAUGUCUUGGGAAGCAAAGUUUACAGUAGAUGUCCAUUUUGUUUGUGCAGGAGUCAUAGAUCCAUCCCUUAGAUACACUCUGGUGAAGGAGAACAUGACCUGGUAUGAGGCUCAGAGUUACUGCAGAGAGAAUUACACUGACCUGGUCAGCAUCAGGAACGAGGUACAGAAGGAGGAAGUGAAGAACAAAGGGAUGAACAGCACUACUCCUUACUGGAUCGGCCUGCUGUAUGAUGACUGGGAGUGGUCUGAUGGAGGGAGAUCUGCCUACAGAGGCUGGGCAAAUCCACCAAACGAUAAUUGCACACAACUUCUGACAUAUUUCAGUAUGCCACAAAAACAAGUAGCUGUGCCAUGCAAUAAUAGCCCAGUGCACUCCCUUUGCCACAUGGGUAAGCAGAAAAGUCUAUUCCGACCACACAUUUAGCAUAAAAUCUGUCAAAAAUCAACCAUUUUGCAUAGUUCUGAAAAUGUCAGAAAAAUAUUCCUAAAACUUGUCAUUUCAUUUCACUUCAAGUCAAACACAAUGCAAGCUGUCAUGCGAUCAUGCUGGUUUCACCAGGCUAUAAUGAUAUUGAACUAUUACUGAAAUUAUGUGCCUGCUUAUCUUGCCCCUAAAAUCUGAGAGUUAAAAUGGGUGCUAAAGUAAAUUAAUAUGAAAAUGUUAAAUAUCUUGAAUACCACAUUUAUGUCUUUCAUGAUCAGUUCGCAUCCACAUCAGCAGUGAAAGAAUGUAUUGGGAGCAGGCUCUGGAGUACUGCAAUAAUAACCACGAUGGACUGCUGCGUAUUGAGACAGCAGAAGACCUGGAAGCAAUCAAGCAGAAGUUCAAGGGGACUGACUUUACUGGUCCUAUGUGGGUGGGUCUGAGACAGAGCCGUCUCUUUGGGUUCUGGGUGUGGACCAAUGGGCUGCCAGUGGGAUGGAGUAACUGGCAUGGAGACAAACAGCCUGAACAGCCUCUGUCCAACCACUGUGGUGCCAUGGCAACCGUGGCGGGAUACAAGUGGAGUGAUCAGGAUUGUCUGUCCAAGCGGUUCUUUAUUUGUGAAGAAUAA